Messenger RNA from Sorex fumeus (smoky shrew), 1572 nucleotides. It is a transcript of the gene TATDN3, whose product is annotated as TatD DNase domain containing 3. NCBI's taxonomy places the organism in Eukaryota, Metazoa, Chordata, Mammalia, Eulipotyphla, Soricidae. The transcript has 10 exons. Gene Ontology annotation, molecular function: hydrolase activity, acting on ester bonds. Bases 1 to 825 code for a protein of 274 amino acids. The record is from RefSeq and is a predicted model, not a curated record.
AUGGGCGAGCCGGGCGCCGCGCUGGUGGACUGUCACUGCCACCUCUGCGCCCCGGAGUUUGGCCGCGACCUGGACGACGUUCUGCAGAAAGCCAAGCAGGCCAAUGUGAAGGCCCUCGUGGUGGUUGCUGAACACGCUGGAGAGUUUGAGAAGAUCAUGCGGCUUUCGGAACGGUAUGACGGGUUUGUCCUGCCGUGCCUCGGUGUCCACCCCAUCCAGGGCCUAUCCCCAGCAGGCCAGAGAAGUGUCACUCUGAAGGAUUUGGAUGUAGCAUUGCCCAUUAUCGAAAAAUAUAAGGAUCGAUUGUUGGCAAUCGGAGAGGUUGGACUCGAUUUUUCCCCCAGGUUGGCCAGCACUGAGGAGCAGAAGGAAGAGCAGAGACAAGUGUUCAUCAGACAGAUCCAACUGGCCAAGAGACUCGGUUUGCCCUUGAAUGUGCAUUCCCGCUCGGCCGGACGACCCGCCAUCAGCCUCCUAAAGGAACAAGGUGCCGACCAAGUGCUUUUGCACGCAUUUGAUGGGCGGCCGUCGGUAGCCAUGGACGGGGUCCAGGCUGGCUUCUUCUUCUCCAUCCCUCCCUCCAUCAUCAGAAGUGGACAGAAGCAGAAGCUUGUCAAACAGUUGCCUUUAUCUUCAAUUUGCUUAGAAACAGAUUCUCCUGCACUCGGACCCGAGAAACAGGUGCGGAAUGAGCCCUGCAAUGCCUGGGCUGCUGCCGAGUACAUCGCGCAGGUCAAGGGCCUCCGCGUGGAGGACGUUGUGGCUGCCACCACGCAGAACGCACUGAGACUCUUCCCCAGGCUGCAGUCCCUGCUCCAGAAAUAGCUUCGGACCCUGUGCAGGCAAGCCUGGCCCAGGUUCUGUUCUUGACCCCUCACAGUGCCCAGCGCUGCUCAGGACCUGCCCCCCAAACCGAAGGAACCACGGUCCCAUGCGAACCCCCCAGUGGCAGCAGCAGCAUGAGGAGGAGGGGUCUGCUCCAGGCCCCCUGACAGGGUCCAUAGAGCUGGCGAGAGAAUGGGGUGAAGGACAUGGUACUUCCAUCCUGCAGCUAUCCCGGAUCUGGCCCCAGGGUGGCCGAAUGCCCGCACUCCAGAGAGAAGGCCACCACGCCAUGCUGAUUUCUCCAGGCAUGAGUUCCAGCCACUGCUGCUCUCACUGCGGGGUCGGGCAGGAGAGGGGACACCCCACUGCUGUCCCUUGGCCCACUGGACAGCAGCUCCUGUCAGGGUGGCUUCAGAGGGCGAGGGGAGGAUGCCAGUUGGGGUUCCUAGCGGGCACAGAGCUGUUUCUUCCCGAGUGGGGUCAGUGAAGGGACGUUCAGCACCCCCUCCCCCCAGCCCAGGGUCAGCUGUGGAACACUCAGGAACCUUCCUUCCCAGUUUGUACAGCUGCAGAUUCUUUGUCUUUAAGAGAAAAGGGCACAAACUUGUAUAUUGGUCUCAGAUAUUUCCUCUUAGAGAUUAGUGGCUUAUACUGUUGCCUUUGAGUCCUAAACCCAAAGCUUCAUGAUGGAUCUUAAGGUUUGUUUUAAUUCUGCUACUUUAAAGAUGUUUAUUAAAAAUGUAUCUG